Molecule: messenger RNA, 900 nt
Organism: Penicilliopsis zonata CBS 506.65
Lineage: Eukaryota; Fungi; Ascomycota; Eurotiomycetes; Eurotiales; Aspergillaceae
Exons: 2
Coding region: 25-816 (263 amino acids)
Molecular function (GO): oxidoreductase activity
Source: RefSeq, a predicted model, not a curated record
GAACAGUGCCUACUCCUAUCAAUCAUGGCCACCGACGCAGCUCCCAUCUUCCCUGUUCUCCAAGAUAAAGUGGCGAUCGUCACCGGCGCGGCUCAGGGCAUGGGCCUCGCCACCGCCGAGGUGUUCCUGCGGGCAGGGGCCAAGGUCGUGCUGGCCGAUAUCCAGGCCAGGCUCGGAGAGGAAGUUUCCCAGGAGCUGGCGCUGCUGGGCCCGGUGCACUUUGUCGCGACGGACAUCUCCAAAUCGGAGGAGGUGCAGGAUCUGGUCGCCGAGGCGGUGCGCGUGUUUGGCAGGUUGGACGUGGCCGUCAACAACGCCGGCCUCACGCCGGACAGGACGGCGCUGCUGGAGUUUGACGAAGCGUACUGGCGCCGGCUGCUCGACGUGAACCUGACUGGCACGGCGCUGUGCUGUAAAUAUGAGAUGCAGCAGAUGCGCGCGCAGUCCCCGCCCGGCGGAGCGAUUGUCAACAUCGCCUCCGUCAACGCCUACAUGCCGCAGCCGAACAUGCCGGCCUACACUGCUGCGAAGCACGCCUUGCUGGGGCUCACCAAGCACGCCGCUGCAGAGGGCGGUCCGGUGGGCAUUCGGGUGAACGCCGUCGCGCCGGGGGCGAUUGUUAGCGAGUUGCUUGCCAAGGGACUGGAGAUCAUGGGCACGACGCCCGACGAGUUCGCGCCCAAGGUGAGCAGCCUGAGCCGGUUCGGCCAUGCACACGAGGUGGCGCAGGGCUCACUCUGGCUCGCCUCGCCGGCGGCGUCGUAUGUGACGGGCAUCUGUCUGCCGAUUGACGGCGGCUUCCUGUCCAAGUGGUGAAACCAUGAAGAUAGCUAUGAUUCAACAUGGGGCUCAUAUCUCUUUCUUUCCUGUAAUGCUAAGCUUUUAGUUAUAAAUCCCUAC